UACAGUAUGAGGAACCAAAGGGAGUAUGUAUGGCAUACUUCUUAGGUCGUUUAUAAUACUUAGUUUAACUAACGUUAUUUGAAUUCUUAAUUUGUAUUACUGUAGAAUAUGUUAUAUCGGGCAAUUUCUGGACAUCUUAUUUAAUUGGAAAUUCCGUAAGAAAUGUUUGUAACGUUAGCUAGCUAGCUAGCUAGUAAACAAUGAACUGGUAGCUACGAAAGCGCCGUUUUCUUUUUAUUUAAUGUUGUUAGCUAGACUAACGUAACUGUUAACGAGCUACAAGCUCCUAAGGUGAAUGCCAAUGUUUGGCAGUGAACUGUCAUUCAUUCAGCUGUCAAAGCAGAGAGAGCAAAUAGCUAAUGGUAGCUAUUAAUCUUGUUUCCAAUGUCACAAAACGACUCCGAAAGUGACAUAUGGGAAUACAAAUCUCUCAGGAAAGUAAAGAAAAAAGAUGCACUCGCAUCGAAUAAGAAAUGUGGACCAAAAAACAAACCUGCUACUGUUAUCAGCGGUAGCACGUCAUCUGACAAAUCCUCUCUCAGAGGCAAGAUAGUAACUCAGGAAAAACCUAGAAGAGAAGCUGGGUGUAAAACCGACGGGUUACUGAAAGAGCAAAGUCAACAGGACAAACAUUUGGGUGCUCUGACGUCACAUAUUAAGGAUGCCACUGCAGUCGAACAUGGAAAUCGAUCCAAAAGUUCUGAGAAAGAACAGCCUCUUGCUUAUAGGGAUGAGUUCUGUCCUGGCUGUCAAAUGCCAUUUUCCAUAUUACUGGUACAGUCACAACGCUGGCACGUCUCAGAAUGUCUGGAUAUGAUUGGAAUAGACCGCGAAGAAUGUCCUGAUGGUUUGAAGUGUUCUUCCACUAUUCCAAGCCACUACAGGAAGUACAGCCACUUCCUGCUUGCCCGGAGCCGUGCAACCAGUGACCUGAGCACGGCUGGCCUGAGCACAGAUAGCUCACAGGAGAUUGUGACAAAUAACUUCACCCCCUCCAGCCAGAGUCCCUCCUCCAGCCAAAGUCCCUCCCCCAGUCCAGGUCUGGGCGUGCUAGGACAAAAAUCAACCCCCACAUACACAAAUGCCUUGCUCUUGUUAAAAUCCCCUGCUCCAGGGGACAUAAGGAAAAAGAAGGGCUGGUCCCCAAUUACCAAGUGGCAGAAAACCACAAGCUUAGAACAGGGUGCUGGAGUUUCACGGCUACCUAAGCAGACCAGUGGUGCAUCCAGAAGACUGCAUGAGGAUCAAAAAAAGGCCUCAUCUAUACAUUUGGUUAUGCCCUCUCCCCCAUCGUCCAACAGUGAUGAUAUCUCUUACUCCCCCAUUUCCACUCCUCCCAUAAGCGAUGAGGUCCUACCCACCCAUAAGUCUCCAUCUUACAGCAGCAUGACUGGCAGUAAAGAGGGUGAGGGGGAUUCUUUAAUGCUGUACAGCGAUGAUGAGCUGUUGGCUGAGCUCCUAACCCAGGCUGAGAUGGAGGCCAACAGCCAGCCAGGAAACACAACUGCGGCAGUGAACUCAGAGUUCACGGAGGCAUGUGUUACCUCAUUAUCGCCCUGCGCUAAUGAGCUUAACGGUGACCAUGAGGCCUUUAUCUCGUUGACUUCUCCUGGUGACGAGGUUAACGAUGACUCUGCGGACCGUACCUCAUUAGUGCCUCCUGGUGAUAAGCCUAAUGAGGACUCCGCACCUGCCCCAGCUUUCCUCGUUAGUGCACUGAAACGGGAACGCGCCCGCGCCACAGCUGCAAGGAGUGACCACACCCCCGCAGACAACGCCAAGCUACAGCUGCAGUCCCCUCAGAGUCUGGUUCUGGAGAGGCUGCGUGAGCGACUGUGCAGCUCAGGCGAGGCGGCUUGUGUGGACCCCGACACGUCCUCAGACGGCUCGAAACCGGACGAGGCCUUGUGCGAGGCGAUGCCCCCGGUGACGCGCGGCUCCACCCGGCAAGCCCUGGCGAGCGCGUCGCCCAAGAAGGCGAGGGGCAAGGCCGGCGCGUCGGUGCCAGGCGGGCUCAAGCAGACUGACAUCGGGGUGUUCUUCGGCCUCAGGCCCCUGAAGCCCGAGGCCGGGGACGGGUCAGCCAAAGAGGACCUGGUGCGUGCCGUGGCGGUUGCCGGAGACGACGCGGGGACGCGGGCUACCGUCAAUGGGCGGCGGAGGAAGAGGAAAGCCACCAGCUCGGCUGGCGAGCCCCCGGUCCUGGGGGCCGCGGACGGCGACACUAACCAGGUCCCGCAGGCGGAGGCGGGCUGGAAGGGAGCGGGGAGGAAGAGGUGGAGGAGGAGAACGGAAGAAGGCUCUGAGACUGUUAGACGCUGUCCCUUUUACAAAAAGAUCCCAGGCACGCCUUUUGCUGUGGACGCUUUCCAGUACGGAGCUGUAGACGGCAUCAGCGCCUACUUCCUCACCCACUUCCACUCUGACCACUACAAUGGCCUGAGGAAGGGCUCCAGCUUGCCCAUCUACUGCAACCGAAUCACAGGUAACCUGGUGAAGAACAAACUGAGGGUGGAGGAGCAGUACAUCCACAUCCUGCCCAUGAACACAGAGUGCACAGUGGAGGGCAUCCGCGUCACCCUGCUGGACGCCAACCACUGUCCCGGUGCAGCGAUGCUCCUCUUCCUCCUGCCGGAUGGUCAGACGGUUUUGCACACGGGUGACUUCAGGGCCGACCCGUCCAUGGAGAGCUACCCACAGCUGCUGCGCUGCAGGGUGCAGACGCUGUACCUGGACACCACGUACUGUAGCCCUGAGUACACCUUCCCCACCCAACAGGAGGUCAUCACCUUUGCUGUCAACAGGGCCUUUGAGCAGGUUGCCCUUAACCCCCGUACACUGGUGGUGUGUGGCACCUACUCUGUGGGCAAGGAGAAGGUCUUCCUGGCCAUUGCAGAGGUUUUGGGGUGCAAAGCGAGCUUGUCCCGGGACAAAUACACUACCAUGUGCUGCCUGGAGUCAGAGCGGAUCCGCCAACUCGUCACCACCGACUGGAAGGCGGGCCAGGUCCACGUCCUUCCCAUGAUGCAAGUCAACUUCAAGAAUUUGGAGGCUCACUUGAGCAAAUUCUCAGCAAAGUAUGACCACGUCCUCGCCUUCAAGCCAACGGGCUGGACAUACUCCAACCAGACCGAAGCUGUGGAGGACAUUCAGCCGGAGAUCCGAGGAAACGUCAGUAUCUAUGGCAUCCCCUACAGCGAGCACAGCAGCUACUCGGAGAUGAAGCGCUUUGUCCAGUGGCUGCGGCCUCUCAAGAUCGUCCCCACAGUCAACGUGGGCAGCUGUGCCAGCCGCAAGGCCAUGGAGACGUUCUUCAGCGAGUGGCGCGCGGAGAGCGCUAGCGGCAGUGCGGCUAACUGAGCCGGCCUGGCCGGAGGAGUGAACUGCCGUGAUUCCUCUCACCCAGGAAUCCUGUUAAUGCCCCCUCCCCUCCCCCCAGAAUCGAUUCAGGAACACAGCCACAGCCUGGUCACACAGGAGGAGGAGCUUAGAGAGCAGGUGGCUCAGGUGGAUAGUGUAAUGACGAUGAUGGUGAUGAUUAUAGUUAUGGGAUUAUGAACUGUGGUCAUGUUUUGCUGGGCAUAUGGUUUGCCAUUUGACCUUGGAUCCUUUGUAUGAACAUGAGGCCCAACCUGCUGCUUUUAAAUAAUAAUGUUACAUUAAUGUUGUCCUGUAAAAUGUUGUCUUCUGUGAGAAGGGUAUUGGAGCAUUUCAGCAGUAUUUUCCUACUGGUAUUAUGCUGCAUUCCCUGUUUAUGAAUGGUACAUUUCAAUUUUAAAUGAAAAUAAAUAAUUACUCAUGCUGCUCAUUAA
Anguilla rostrata (American eel) is the source of this 3812-nucleotide messenger RNA. RefSeq names its product DNA cross-link repair 1A (PSO2 homolog, S. cerevisiae) (gene dclre1a). The coding region runs from base 385 to 3360 and encodes 991 amino acids. The transcript is spliced from 9 exons. Gene Ontology annotation, molecular function: damaged DNA binding; 5'-3' DNA exonuclease activity. Gene Ontology annotation, biological process: double-strand break repair via nonhomologous end joining; interstrand cross-link repair. NCBI's taxonomy places the organism in Eukaryota, Metazoa, Chordata, Actinopteri, Anguilliformes, Anguillidae. The record is from RefSeq and is a predicted model, not a curated record.